AUGGAGGCGAACAGACAAAUCCCGGUUCCUCGUUGCAAAGAAGAUGACGGCACGAUCGCUGGAACGGUAAGUGUAUUAGCCUGAGCUUCCGGACUCGUACAGGAACCCAUUAUCAGAGUGCAGCAACAAGUACACAGUGACCGCCACGAGUUAGAAGGCCUGGACCCAGCCCAGUCGCGGACAUUGCCCUCGUCUCCACCCCCUCUCAAUGUCUGACUACAACUGUUGUUGCACCCUUCAUGUUCUCUGAUGGUGGCCCCCUGUAUGAGACCGACAGAGCAGGCUAAUAAACCUACACUUCCUUUGUGUUCUUUGCAGGUGGAUGUGCCUGAAGCCCUCACAUUCAUAUCCAAGUCCAAUCUGAGAUCAAUUUUAGAGACGCCAUUUGGCAGACAAACAAAUGUUCUGCCUCCGGAGCUGCUGACAUGUCGGAUGCAGCUUGGCAACACUACUAGUCCGCGGUACUUGCAUAACUGUAAAAAAUCAUGAUUCUGACUUGAGAUACCGAAACACCCCCACGCCAAAAUGCAACAGGGAAAGGAAGUUGGAGAGUGUCUGAAGGAAGAUGAGAAAACACUAUGACCCAGCCAGUAAGAGGUCAGGUUUAUUAAUUAUGAGGCGUCACCACUUCUCGUCAUGUCGUUUUGUUAGCUGAAAUGGGGGUUGGAUCGCAGUUUGUAGUCAGGAAUGAGGAUGUGGACGGCGACCUUAACACUAUUCCUAACCUUAACCAUUUGACUUCCGUUUUACGUUUGAGGUAGUAUUAGGGUACCGGUUAAUGGUUUCCGAUUUUCGGGUUAGGGUUAGGCCUUUAGGCUUAGGUGUUCGGGUUGCGGUUAGGGUUUCAGUAUUUCGGUUAGGUUUUACAGUUAGGACUAUGACUAAGAGCUACUGUUACGUUUACGAUUUCGGUUAGGGUUAGGGCUAAGGUUAGGAUUAGGGUUAAGACCGCCGUCCGCUUCCCCAUUCCUGGCUACCAACUGCGAUCCAGCCGAAAUGGGAACAAAUAAAUCACUUUCGGUUAAACAAUACAGCCUGAUCAACCUGAUCAUGGUCCUAUGAACACUUCCAUUAUCUCUAUCGUAACCUUACAACAAGGGCAUAGUCACUGCCGUUCUACACGGGUUCACAGGGGCUGAUUCCGUCCAUUUCCGAGGACCCUGAACUGAGGCAGAAUAUCCAGGAAGAUUAGAACUCGUGAGGUGAUUUUCAAACAGGGCACAUAGUUAGCAUCGACUGUUAAUGUGAUCUUAUACCUAGAAGGAUCUUGAGCCGACUUCAGGAUGACUUGUUACCCAGGAGGUGCUACCGAUACUGACAGGGAAAGUGUGGAGGUCAUUUCUGGCUUAGUUAAUAGUUUUAUGCGACCGCAGGCAUGAACUAGAGGCAUUCCAAAACAAAAGGGGAAUGAUCACUUCGGUCCUGUAGCCGGGUCGCUGAACGUUACUUCCAUGUGACUGAGUACGUAAUUUUGAAGUCGGAUACGAUCCGAAUUUCCUAACGUUCCCUGAAGUCACGACGACAGCUUUACCUUAUCUACACUGCAUGGGUUUGUUCGGGUAUAUCUGACAACAGUAUGUUAUUGCCGACAAAGACAAGGGAGACUGGAAUGGCCAUUUCGGGCUUAGUAACCGUCGUCAGCCAGGCAUACCCAACCCCGAAGUGUAGAACACCCGAGGCUCGAACUCGCGGCCUGUUAGUUAGAAGUCCACGCCUAUAACCACUGGUCCACUAGCCCGUUGUCCUGUCGGUUUUCUGACAAACAGUCUGAUAACAGUCUGCAGACAAAUGGUUAACUUGGAUACUUUUCGGCAUUGCUCAAAAUACUACAAGACCCACUGGUAGGCAUGCUUAUGCAAAUAAUAAAUGUUCAUUACUUACAGAAACAAAAAAUUUCUGAUGCGUAGUCCCCAAAGCAUGCUGUCCCCUUCUGUCCCUUCAGUAGGUGCGGGCCAGGAAAUAAAUCGAUCGUGUUCAAGCCAGUGACCUUGGUGGCAGGCUGGCACGUGCACGGGAAGGAUCUGUAAUCGCUAAUGUAACAGUAUUGCCAGGCAGGGAUCGAUGUGGUAGCAGCAGGGAAAGUACAGCCAGGUACUAUUAGUGAUCCAUCGGGACGUGAGCGGCGUUAUCAAGUUCAUGCUUCCUGUCAAAGGCAUCAGACGGAAGACAUUAAUAACUCCAAAGCAGCUACCGGUCCAGUCGCCUCAUCUUUGUCUGUCUGCGUCUGUUUGCUUGGCUGCUGUGCGGUUUGGUCAGUGGCCGUUUGGUCUUGAGCCCUGUCAUCAGACGUCGGAAACUUGUUUGCUCUGGGAAGGAAAACAAGCUUGCAUCACAGGACAGUGACAACGUCCAAGAUGUUACCAGGGGGAGAGGGGUAGCUUCAGACCACCGGCCCGGUGAGUUUGCAUGUUUUAAGGCCAAUGUUGGUCAACGUCAUGGGGGUUGAAGUGGGCAUGAACAAGAUUUAAAAACUAGCACUUGCUCCCAGCGGGGGUCUGCCUCUCUGCAUUUGUCGUUCUCUUUUGAUCCGAGCGAGCGUCUAAACCGUUGUUUUUAGCAUCCCAAGUCUAUAUGGUCGGGCGUUCAGUAAUCAAUGGAAUGAGAUUUGCAGGGGAACUAUUUAGAAAGUGAAGUACAGUUUAAAAAUCGUACACGAAAUGACUGGGUCCAAGAAAGUGGCACAACUUCAAGACGACUGGUCCGCCGCGCAAAUCGCAUCAUAACGUAAUUAGCAUUCUGGUUUAACUGCCGGGUAAAGUAAGGCACUAUAAUGCUAUUUGAGAGCCUACAAAACGCCCGGUUGGGUCAGAAGCGGAGAAGAACAGAGGACCAUCAUGGUCACAACCUACUUGAACUUCGUGGCUGCUCAACACGGGAGGAAUAAUACGGUUGCCCGAAAAGACAUAGAUCCUCGAGCGGUGACCGAGCGCUUUGAGAGUGCUACGAACCAUCAAUCUUGCCACUAGAGCCCUCAUCUGUUCUGGCCGACUCCUCUUCGGAUUUUCUAAAAAGGACCGAACAUUCCAGACUGCCAAAGUGGGGGGUGGGACGGGGCGGAGCGGGAGAAUGCGGUCGUGGGUUUUUGUUUCUCCAAUUGUUUCGUCCACAAGUUAUCCAUCUGGGAGCCGCGGUCUGCGUACAGAUGGCAUGAUCGCAGUAUUUUAGGGUACUUUUUCUAGCCCCUUCCCCACCAGGAGGCAAGCAGUGCUGUCCAUAAAUAUGGCCGCUUAGACAUUCCAGACGGCCUCCGAACUGCACUAUGAGUCACGGCUUGAGUUAGUGAAAUAGCGACCUGAUUUAGCCUGGAUCGCCUACGGUGGGUGCAUGUCGCCCUCUUCGUAUGACCUUUUGACGUGGGGAGAGGGAGGGGAGAUGAGAAGGGAAGCAGAGUUCCCGGGUGUGAGGACACAAACAGCACCGGAUACCCUCACCCAGUUUAGCUCGCCGGUCGAGGCGGUUACCGGAGUGUGGUCGCAAGGCCGAACAUAAAUUUAAGGAGCCACAGGUAAGAGUUGAGUUGAUUUAAUGGGCAAUAGGCGUAGUCACCAACCGCACGAGGCAAAUGAUGUGACAUCCUACAACCUUCGCUUAGAAUCCAUAACUGGACACCCAUUAUCUCCCAACCUAAGAAAAGGCGAUCAACAACAACAGCCUGCUUUGUCACAAAAAAGGGAUAGCUGGGCAAUUGAAGACGACCUCUCACCAGUGUGUAUUCGUGUCGAUCAACGUUAGAAAAUGAUAAUAGGCAGCCCUUCACAAGACAGACGAGUUUCGGUUUGCAUGCAUCGGGUAUUGAGAAGGUGGUCGUCGGUCCGGUAGACGAUGUUGAUCCCAGGGCGCUUGUCACUGCAGGAGUCCAUUGGCAUGGCAAAGAACACGAGACUGAAGAGGGCGGGAGAGAGUACGCAGCCCUGCUGCACUUCCUUGGUCACUUGGAAUGCUUUUGAGACGGUCCCAUUGUUCGUGACGUGCACCAUCAUCCCGUCGUGGAUUUGAUUCAUUAUGUGCGUGAAUCAGUUCUGUAUGAUCUUCCAGAGUUCAUCGUGAUUCACCUUGUCGAAGACUUUCCUGAAGUCCACGAAGUUAGUGUAGAGAUGUGUCCGCAUCUCCUGACGCUUCACGUGUAGCUGGCGGGCGGCGAAGAUCAAGUCGGUGGUUUCGCAGUGGUGUCGGAAUCUACACUGACCUUCCGGUGGAAGUUCCUGUAUGAGAUGCUGGUUGAGACGUCUGAGAAGAAGGCGAGCGAAGAUUUUUCCACUAAUGUUGAGCAGCGAAAUUCCUCUGCUGUUAUUACAGAUUUGUCGAGUCCUUUUACGGAUAAAGAAAUGGACGAUACUCGCGUUAUCGAGAUCCUGGGGAACGUGACCUUGCCACCACAUCUCCUGAAACAUCAUUGUAGGCAACCCACCCCCUUGCGUGAAAUCCCGGUUUGUUGUGGGGGCUAGGUCGUGUGUGUGUGUGUGUGUGUGUGUGUGUGUGUGUGUGUGGCACGCGCGGAUGGACUGUUCUCACCUUUGCCAGUCGCCUCUCCGAUUCUCAGCAUCAGUUGAUUGGCCGGCUCGGACAAUGGACUGAUGUCUGGGAGUGGAAAGAGAGAAUGAGGUCGGCGGUCUCAGCCUAUAUUCAUCACUAUAAACAAUCUGACGCGCAUGAAUCUAUCACGGUGCGCUAGAAGCCGUGACUUGUAAUUUCGCCAACUGACGGGAUAACUCGGACCUCACAGCCAGCCCAGUGUGUGUCUGCGUAAAAUGAGCGACUGAUGGCUGAGAGUUAGGCUGCAAUGGCUCCUUCUUAGUGUGGCCUUUACGGCACUCUCACUUAAUGGGAUCCGAGCCAUUUCUCCUUUUUGCUGACGUGUAAAAUCCUGGUUCGUGUCAGUUGUGGACCAGAGGGUGUAAUGGCACGCCUGGGUGCAGGUUCUUGUCGUGCCGGCCACCAGCACUUUCCCCCGCCUCCGGUCUUCUUGACUCUGUCAUGGCACGGGGUUCGGGUGGGAGUAGAAGAGAGAGUGCGAUAGAUGCCUUGAAAGUUGCCGAGGAUGUCAACCGUGUGCUCCACAGCAGGAGGAGAGAAGGCGCAAUGACUUGUGUGUGAAUUAGUUUUCACCGCGAAGUAUUUUGUCUCUUGCUUACAGUUUUCAUACGGCGCUGCUAUUGGCCACUGCGAGUCUUCUAUCCCAAUUCGGAAUCUGCGUGGUGUUCGUAACCCUUCAGAAUACAGCUUGCUUCAUGUAAUUGUUCAGCUACUCUUCUUUCCAACUUUCCUUACGUACUGUUUUCAUGACGUUAUUAUAACCAAUUAGGAGUUCAAAGGCGUUCUCCAACCCUCCCCUUAAUAAAACUAAACUGAAUGAACCGUGUGAAGGCUGCCGUCGGCUUGCGUUGUCAUUUGAAGAUUCCAAAAAAAACAGUUGGUUGUUUGCUUGCACUUUUACUGUCUAUUUUAUUUUGGGAAAAAUGAACUUGAGAAGGCUGCCAGUGCCUGUUCAAAUAAGUAACGCUAACAUGAUUUGACCUGCAUUUAUCAGCUACGGUCCUCAGUUCAAGUCAGUUUUAAGUGAGGACGGAAAGCACCAGGAUGGGGGAGAAGGUGCGUGCAGAGACCUGGGCUGCUGUCUAAAGCGGCAGUGGCCGCUAGCGAGGCCAACUGAUGAGUGAGUGAGUGUGUGUGUAUGUGUCUGACCUCUAAACGGGCCACGUGUUAGAUGCGCUGGGCCAACACAGGGGCAACAUCGGACGCUGGCAGGCGUUAUCUGUGCGCACUAACAAAUGCCAACAUAUGCGGGGUGCGCUGGCGGACCCAGUUGUCGGCAUUCGUCGCUCAACUGGACCACUGCCGCCACCCCAUUGUUUGGUGGUCAAAAUCCUGGUCAUUUGUGUGUGGACCAGGGGGUGCGGAGUGGAGCGCCAAGGCGAGGAUCCGUCCGAGCUAUCCACCUGCGGCCUCCCUCGUCUCCGGUCCUCUUGACUCUGUCUUGACACCGGGCUCAGGCGGGGGAGGAGGAGAGAGUGUAGGUAGAUGCUACGCAAGUCUACUGGCACUAUAAACCCCUGCGUAAGUCACCGUCCCUGCUCCCACCGCUGCUGCAGCUGUGGGGCACACGGUGGACAUCGUCGAAAUCGACGGCCGAACUGUCGUGUGUGUGUGUGUGUGUGUGACCCCCAAACGGGCCACGUGUUAGACGCGGUGGACCAGCCCGGGGGCCACCUGGCAGGCGUUAUCUUGCGCAAUAACAGAGGCCAACAUCUAGGGGGUGCGCUGGCAGUCCCUGUUGUCCACAGUCGUCGCACAAACUGGAACCACCACCGUACUCCCAUUGUUUUGUCGGUCAGAAUCCUGACCAUUCUCUGUGUGGACCAGCGGGCGCGGAGUUGAGCGCCAAGGUGUGGAUCCGUCCAAGCCAUCCGCAUGCAACUUCCCUCAUCUCCGGUCUUCUUGACUCUGUCUUGACACGGGGCUCAGAUGGUGGUGGUGGUGGUGGUGGAGGAGGAGAAGAAGAAGAAGAAGAAGAAGAAGAAGAAGAAGAAGAGAUGCAGCGCAAGUCUACUGACACUAUAAACCCCUGCGCAAGUCACCGUCCCUGCUCUCACCAUGCUGUGGAGCAUACGAUGGACAUCGUUGGAUGCAGCGGUCGAACUGUUGUACGUGUGUGUGUUUUUGUGUGUAGUCGUGCCUGUAUAUGAGAGGAUGGGCGUAUACGACCGCUCUGUAACUGCGCUUGGCCAAAACGGGAGUCAGACUGGUUCACGGCACGCGUUUUUCGGGCAGCGCUGAGUCCGCGCAAGUCCACAACUACUGUCGUCGCUCUAAUCUUAUCUGAUCGGUGGACUGAAAUAGAACUUCUGGAUGAGAAAGCCGCCCAACGUUCUCUGGCAGCUGCGAUCCGGCUCCGAACUACCCUGGACCGACUGCUUAAAAGGAAGCUGGCUGCGAAGUCUCCUCACUCGGCAGUUCCUAUCGGAGCCUUGCUCAGUUGUUGUUAUUAUCUUACGCACUGGAAAACUGCGGUAAGUUGAUAGUCAAGAUAUAUUUGAAACCCAGGCUCGCUUACUUCAAGCCAUGUUUUCUCACUGCACACCUUAAUCCGUCGUCAGCGGCCGCCUUCUGCGUCCUACCAGCCAUGCUACGUUACGGACCCUACAUUAGGUCUUGUUUGGCCCGGGCACAGUGAGUUCCCUUGGAUCGCAGUUCUGUCCUAUCCGUAUGCAUUCCUUUGAGAAAUGCUUGUGCUCAUAGUUACGGGUGUGAUAUUCACAUGUGGCUCCUCGAAGCCAGGCUCUGCCUAGCGUCGGCUGGUGAGGUAGAGCAGAUGAGGAUAUCCGGCUGUGUCCCCACACGCGGUAACUCUGCUCCCCUUCCUCUCCCCCUUCCACUCCCACUUGCUCACCUCACCUUCUGCCCCCUUUCCCCCACUCUCUCCCCCCUCUCUAUUCCACUCUCUUCCUCCACGGUCAACAAGUCCUACGGUGAAGACGUCAUGCAAUCACGCAAGCGGCCCAGGCCAAUCGGGUCGUUCUCUCUAAACCAAUACGUGACUCAUAGUGGGGAGUGGCAGCCGUCUGGGGCGACUUUGUAGCCCUAUUGAUGGACAGCACUGCUUAUCCCCCAACAGGGGGAGGGGGCCGUCCAACCGAUGCGAACGAAGCGGCCUUCUCUCAGUUGCCGCCUCGCUUAGCAAUGGUUGCGAGAAUUGCAGGACGCCUGGAUGGUUCGCAAGGUCGAGGACAUCCAGGGGUGUGUCAACCGCAACGAAUCAAAAAACUUCUUCUCUGCGAUCAAGGCGAUCUACGCCCCUCCAACCAAAGGGACUGCAACGUUUCUCAGCUCCGAUGGAUCAGCGCUUUUGGCGGAGAAGUCGCAGAUUUUGAAGCGUUGGGCCGAGCACUUCAGAAGCGUCUUCAAGUGUCCCUCGUCUAUCUCCGACGCCGUCAUCGACCGAUUCCGCCAAGUAGAAAUUAAAUUUGGCCUGGGUCUUCCGCCCCCGCCCCUCCCCCAGAAACAUUCCACACCGACUAACAACUCUCGAUGGGAAAGCACCAAGCUCCGCCGCAGUCCCAGCCGAAAUCUACAAGCACAGCGGUCACCGACUGAUGGACGAACUAACGACGCUACUUUAGGAGAUGUAGCGUCGUGA
Messenger RNA from Spirometra erinaceieuropaei, 8134 nucleotides. The record is from the annotation of a GenBank genome assembly. Lineage: Eukaryota; Metazoa; Platyhelminthes; Cestoda; Diphyllobothriidea; Diphyllobothriidae.